ACUCAAACAAAGAAAAGAAUAGUAUUGUGACUUCGGAAGAUCGAUUGUCAUCCUACUUACUUUAUUCAAAUCAUCGUCCUUCAAGACCCCUGACAGCCAAGACUUAAGUGUCACCCUCGUGCAGCACACUACUCGCUAUGGCAACAUUGGCGCGGUCAUUCUCCUCCGAUAGUGCGGAAAUCGCCAUCCUAGUGCCCAAUAAAACCAGCCCUCUGGCGAUUACUUAUCAGCAGUUACACAGCCAUGUUGCUGACUUCCAGGCCAAGUUAGCCAAGCUUGGGGUCGGACAUGGCGCCGCCGUGUCACUGGCGCUGACCAAUUCGUACGAGUUCAUUGUCGCAUUCUUAGCCGCCUCGUGGCAGCGGGCGAUCGCCGCUCCUCUCAACCCUGCCUAUAAGCAGGAAGAGUUCGAAUUCUAUAUCGACGAUCUCAGCUCCACCCUAGUCUUGAUCCCCCAAGGAUCAUACGCGAAGGAGGGACCCGCGGUCCGUGCGGGGAGGAAGUACAAUGCCGCCAUCGCGGAGUGCUACUGGAACGGCCAGGAAAUCGUUCUUGAUGUGAAGGAACGUGGAAAGCUUCCUGGAAAUGGAGGCGUGGACGUUCAGCAAGCUCAUCCCGAUGACAUUGCUCUCGUCUUGCACACGAGCGGUACAACUGGCAGGCCCAAGGCUGUCCCGCUCUCACACAAGAACUUGACUACAUCUAUGCGCAACAUCAAAGCGACCUACAACCUCACGCCCACAGAUCGCACUUACCUGGUCAUGCCGCUCUUCCAUGUCCACGGGCUCCUCGCCGCAUUCUUGGCGCCUCUAUACUCAGGCGGCUCGGUGAUCGUCCCGGCGCGAUUCUCCGCCUCGGAGUUCUGGUCUGACUUCAUCACUUACAAGGCGAACUGGUACUCUGCGGUGCCCACCAUCCACCAGAUCCUCCUCAAGACUCAGCUGCCCAACCCUGUCCCUUCCAUCCGCUUCAUCCGAUCCUGCUCCUCCCCACUCUCCCCUAAGACCUUCCAGGACCUCGAGAAGGCCCUGAAAGCCCCAGUCCUGGAAGCCUACGCGAUGACCGAAGCUGCGCACCAGAUGACCAGCAACCCUCUCCCCCCAGCCAAGCGCCAACCAGGCAGCGUGGGCCUUGGACAGGGUGUAGAAGUGAGGAUUCUAGACGCGGAGGGCAAUGAAGUGCCGCAAGGCCAGGAGGCGGAGAUCUGCGUUCGAGGCGACAACGUCACCAAAGGCUACCUGAACAACCCGGAAGCCAACAAGUCAUCUUUCACGAAGGACGGUUUCUUCCGCACUGGGGACCAGGGAAAGAAGGACGCGGAUGGUUAUGUGAUCAUCACGGGCCGGAUCAAGGAGCUGAUCAACAAGGGUGGUGAAAAGAUUAGUCCCAUCGAGCUGGACAACACUCUGCUGCAUCAUCCCAAGGUGGCGGAGGCGGUCUGCUUCGCUCUCCCCGAUGAGGGCCACUACGGUGAGGAUAUUGGCGCCGCGGUGGUUGUGAAAAACGGCGCGAGUGCCACGGAGGCAGAACUCAAGGCUUGGGUUGAGUCGAAGUUGGCGAAAUUCAAGACGCCGAAGAAAGUCUGGCUUGUGCCGCAGAUCCCCAAGACGGCUACAGGCAAGAUCCAGCGGCGCAAGGUCGCCGAGGCGAUGCUGAAGGUUAAGGCCAAGCUAUAGACUGUAUGAUUGGAAACUAUAAAUCUAGAUCUACUCGCGCAAGCUUAAAAGAAAAAGGGAAGAUGGAAG
Aspergillus homomorphus CBS 101889 is the source of this 1745-nucleotide messenger RNA. RefSeq names its product acyl--CoA ligase. Gene Ontology annotation, molecular function: medium-chain fatty acid-CoA ligase activity. The record is from RefSeq and is a predicted model, not a curated record. Bases 138 to 1676 code for a protein of 512 amino acids. NCBI's taxonomy places the organism in Eukaryota, Fungi, Ascomycota, Eurotiomycetes, Eurotiales, Aspergillaceae. The transcript has 4 exons. Gene Ontology annotation, biological process: fatty acid metabolic process.